AACUAAUAUAUAUUCAACUCUCAAUUCUAGUGUUUCUACUACUUGUACACAAGUUUAGUCGUCGCUCAUUUGAAUCUUCAAAACAUUAGAAAGUCUUUAUGUCUAGUAUUAGAGACCAGAUGAUCCAUGCAUUUUUUUUAACAACGAUCCAUGCAUAUAUAUUAUCGUAUUGUUUAUGAACAAAAUAACCCAUACACUAAACACUUGUACUUGGUUCUAGCCUUCUAGUUGAAAGUGAUGAACAAAGACCAGUGGCAGAUUAGCCUGCGAUGUGUAUUGGUCAGACCCAGGUUCGAUUCCCCCUUCUAACUUUCUUUUAACCAGUGGUGGUAGUCCAGUGGCGCUUGAGGGAUUAAACCCAAUACGGCGAACCCUGGUUCGAACCUCGCUGGCCACACGGAUAUGGGCUAUUGCUUUCGGCUCAUUUGAAUGCCCAGGAGAGGGUCUAUCCGUGGGCUGUACCUCCACCCGGGGGUUAGGUCUGUGUCUUUAAUAGACCCGGGUUUAACCCUUUUUUUUUUCAAAAAAAAAAAAAGACCAGUGGCAGAAACCAUAAUAAACAUGGUAAAAAAAAAUUCUCCGUUUAAUAAGACGUUCAAACUGAAAUAUUUUCAUAACGAAAAAGAAAUAUAAGAUGCCUAAAAUAAAUUGACCUCAUUAACUGAGAAACUUGGUGGCCAAGUCUUCUCGCAGUAUUAAUUUUAGGGCGGAGAAGAUGUGAAUCACCAACUCUCUCAAUUAGGGUUAUUUAUUUAUUUCAUUUUGAAACUCUUGCUUUUGCUAAGAUAAAAUUAUUCAUGUCUCUGCUCCUUCUCAAUCAGCCUUGGAAGCUCUGCCGUGGGAAACGCGUGUUGGUUAGGUCCUCUCCUCUUGGCUCUGAUAGCUUCUCAUCUUCCUUGCAGCAAACCCCUCCCUGUGCCAUCAUAUCCGUUAGCCCUUGUCCUUAUGCUGACGAAAUCGGAAACCUUAACAUUAAGAAUGCUAAUGAGCGUUCCGUGACUCAUGUGGAAAAGGAUGUGCCUGGAGAGUUGUCGUGCCCAUUGAAACACUUUCGUUUUGGUAUAUUGGGAACGAUCGGGUCGGCCCAUGGCUGGGUAGCUACUCCUCUAGAGGACGGAAGAGUCCGUCUCCAAGACGAUCUAAACCCGGCUGCAUCCUACACAGACCCGAAACACAUUUCCCUGCCUUGUCUUGUAACUCUGCCUUAUUGCCAAACCCAACUUGUCACCAACGUGUCGAUGUCCUCAUCAUCUCCUGAGGAAGAGGACUGUGUCGUGGCUAUCAAGUUCUUCGGACCGCAACUCAGCUUAUGCAGACCGGCUGCUCAAAGCAACUCCGAGUGGAUCAACAUCAGGAUCGCGAACCCAUGUUUCUUCUCCUCUCGUGUCAUGUUUUCCAAGAGAGAUGGCAUGUUCCACAUACCCGGAUCAGGAGGCCAUCUCAUCGGAUCAUGGGAUCUUGGAGAACACAAGGACCAUCCUAAAAUUCAGAUGCUGCGAUUCCACAACCUUGCUGAGCUGACCAUGUCCAAACUCGAGAUAUUGCAUUCGUGUUUCACAAGCGAACACUUGGUGGAGUCACAAACAACUGGUGAAACUUUCUUGAUAAAGUGGUGCAGAAAGACCACCAGGAGCAUGCUUGAUAUGCCUAAAAUGAAAACAGAAGCUUUGAUGGUGUUCAGGCUAGACGAAGAAGGAAACGCUUUUUACACUGAGGACAUUGGAGAUCUCGUCAUUUUCCUCUCCAGGGCUGAACCUUUCUGUGUCCCUGCUAGCUCCUUUCCUGGCAUGUACCCCAACAGAGUCGAAAUUUUUGAUGUAGAUGAAAUCGGAUCUGUCAAUUUGGCUACAGGCACCGUGUCUACUAGAAAUUCCACAUUCAAUGCCCCUUACUAUAUUCCACCUCAAAAUAUAGAGAGCACUACUAAUUGAUUAUCUGAUGUCAUCUCUUUUCUGUUCAAAAUUCUUUUAAAUCGUUGUUGAGUAACUUCAUUCUAUUUGAGGCGAUUAUAUUCUUUUUUUUUUUGUUCUUGUUGAAUUAACUAUAUACUAGAUUCUGGGAAAAUAUUUUACUUAAUAAAAAUUAUGAUUUUAAAUAAAUUAUAUAUUUUCAUUUUUUUAUGAAAUUUAUCUUAAAUUUAUUUAUUAUGAUUUUGUUUAUUUUAUCCGUUGUUAAAUUUAUUUCACACUGAUAAAAUUCAUUUUUGUGUGUUUUAAAAUUUUUUUCUAUAAUUUUAUUAAAUUUCAUAUAUAUUAUUUAUUUUUUAAUUUUAAAUUGAACCAGAUAAUUCAGACCCGCAUUACUGUUUUGUUGAUUUAAUCAUUUGUUAUUUCAACUUAAUUUUAUUUUAAGGGUUUAAUUUAACAAAUAUUAAACUAAUGUAAACAAUAAUUAUUAAUAAAUGAUUAAUGAGUUUUGAAAGCUCGUCCACUUUAUGUUAUUUACAAUGCACCGUUUUUUAAUUAUUUUAGUGUCCAUUCAGUUUAGUUUGCUUUUAUUACGAAUUCAAUAAAAGUGAAAGUUUUAAUAUUCUCAAUAUAUAAAUGUCGACUAAUGUAUGAAUUUGAGUGAAUGGGUCCCGUGAUUUUUGGGAUUAAAAUAGAGGGUUAAUAAAAAGUAGUUACAGUUAUUUUUUAAGUAGUUCAUGUAGGAAAAAAUGUUGGACUAAAUAUAUAUCAACUGGUUAUAUUUUUAAUUUAAUAGAAUAGCCUAGAUUUUGAAACAUAAAUUUAUAUUUUUGAUUAUGUAUCCACAUUUAAAUAUUACACAUUAAGCAUUAUGUUCAGUGUCCUGAAAAACCCGACCCGGACCUGCGGUACUGCAAAACCAGUGACCUUAUAUAUAAUCCGGUUUGGUUUUAAAAAAAUUGUUAUUUAACAUUUUUAUAAAACCCUCCCAAAAAUUCACUAAAACCUGGGACCCAGCUACCGGUUGAACCGAUGGAUGACCCACUAUGUAAUACAAUUUGACUUAAAUUAUCAUAUUUUAAGUAUUCUAAUUCAUGAAUGUUUAGAUGAAUGUUGAAUAUUUUAUGAAUGUGAUAUUCCAAUUUUACAAAAGUUAACCAUACAAUUUUUUGAUUUAUUUUUAAUUUCAAAUUUAAUUUCGUCAUUCAUAUUUUAAAUUUAACUAUUUAUUAAUUAAUUUUUUUAUAUAUUUAUUAUAUACCUAAUAAUAAUUUUAUUAUUAGAUUUUAAACCGUGCUUUAAAGCGCGGAAUUAAUUUUUGUUCAAAAACUUAUUUACUGAAAAUUAGAAAUCUUAUACACAUGUAUUUUUCUAUAACUUUUUAAGUAUAUAUAAUUAAUUUAAAAUUUACAUGAAUAUAAUUUUAUAAAAAUAAGAUAAUUUAUAUAAAAUGCCUCAAAUUAAUUUUACUUGUAUUUUAAAACUUUAAAUUUAAGUACAAUUUCAUUGUUAAUUUUAUAUUGGUAUUAAUUUAUUUCAUUGUUAUUAUUUUUGUCAGCACUAUUAUAUAAAUUUAACUAUUGUCAUUCAACCCGUUUCAUAUUUGAUAAAUAUAUUAAAUUAUUUUUAAUAUUUUAAUUUAAAUAUAUAUUAAAAUAUGAAAUUAUUUAUUAGUUUUUUUUGUCGGCAUCUAUCUGCUAAGAUCAAGUAAAAAAUUAUUUAUUAGUUUAUAUAUCUUACUUUAAUAUUUGUUUCAGUAAGUUGAAGUAGGUUGUAAAGUUCAUGAAUAUAUUUUAUUCUUUUAUUUUAUAAUGUAUAAAGUAAUUAAUAAAUAGAUUAACU
Molecule: messenger RNA, 3749 nt
Organism: Brassica napus (rape)
Lineage: Eukaryota; Viridiplantae; Streptophyta; Magnoliopsida; Brassicales; Brassicaceae
Exons: 1
Coding region: 798-1931 (377 amino acids)
Source: RefSeq, a predicted model, not a curated record